AUGCAGGAAUACCACCUUGACGCCUCCAUUCUUACCCAGGUUGCUACUAAAACGGUUAUUAUCACUGGCGCAGCCAAUGGCAUCGGCGCCGCAACAGCGACAUUGUUCAACGCGCAUGGCGCCAACGUAGUCAUCUCCGACUUGGAAUCAUGCCGUGAGAGGGCCGAGUGUCUCAUUCAGUCCUUCGCUCAUCCCGACCGCGCGGUCUUCCUUGCAGCGGAUAUUCUCAACUGGACUGACAUGACCACGCUAUUCAACCAGGCUGCGCAGAAAUUUGGAUUGGUCGAUAUCGUAAUCGCUAAUGCAGGAACUAUGGAAUCCAGCCCCGUGCUAGACCUGAAUGAUGUUGACGACGAGGGAAACCUGACAGAAUCAGUGGAGGGAUUCAGAGUGAUCGACAUCAAUUUGAAAGGGACAUUGAAUAGUAUGAAUCUCCAUCCCUUCAGGCUCUCCUCAUCACAUCCAUAG
Molecule: messenger RNA, 468 nt
Organism: Aspergillus melleus
Lineage: Eukaryota; Fungi; Ascomycota; Eurotiomycetes; Eurotiales; Aspergillaceae
Product: SDR family oxidoreductase
Exons: 1
Coding region: 1-468 (155 amino acids)
Source: RefSeq, a predicted model, not a curated record